Phanerochaete carnosa HHB-10118-sp is the source of this 1085-nucleotide messenger RNA. RefSeq lists its product as uncharacterized. The record is from RefSeq and is a predicted model, not a curated record. The transcript has 5 exons. NCBI's taxonomy places the organism in Eukaryota, Fungi, Basidiomycota, Agaricomycetes, Polyporales, Phanerochaetaceae. The coding region runs from base 1 to 969 and encodes 322 amino acids.
AUGACCAGCCUCAGAUCGAUAAUCCCUGGGAGAACCAGGCGGAGGGGUGACUCAAUGGUUACUAACGGCCCUCCCUCGCCAAGCCCCAUUCAAUGGACUGACUUCGCCCGGCGGGGCUUAUUCGUAGAGACGCCGGGAGCCCUCUCGCGGAUGACAACGAACGAGAAUGGUGCGCUACACAGUGCUGUUCCACUUAGCGCAUUGAGUGGCCUGCAAGACACGAGUUUGGCAAAUACACCGAGGAAAUGGACUCAAGAAGAUCAAAACAAAAAGGACGAGGAUGCCCGGCUUAAAGCCCUGAAGGAGCUAGUGAUAUCGUGGACGGAGCGUUUGCAGCUCAUAUCUGUCAUCACAACAUUCUUCGCCGCUAUAGAAUCGCAAUUGCUAGGUAUCGUCACACCCGGCGAUAAUGACUCGAUUUCAGGUGCACGCAGUGCCUCCGCCGCUACCUUGUCCAGUGCACUGGUAGUGCACAGCUUCGCAGCUGGUAGUAACACUGAUCGGGGAUCCCUCACAGCCAUCCUCUCCUUUGUUGCCGCAUUCUUCCUCGUGCGCUUCCGCGUCCACGAAGCGAAUCAGCAGGAAAUCAAAGUAGAGCAAAAGCUAGAGAACGGGUCCGCCCCAGGACCAGAGAAUCACAAGCUAGAGCCUGGUCAGACGAUCCCGCCGCUGUCAGGCGUGCCCGUAUGGUCUGCGAACCCGACGCUCGAGCAAGUUGGUCCGCUCCGCAGGGGAAAGCCGCCAACUCACCUCCUCGAGAACUGUCAUACCCUAUGCAUGAUCCUGUCCGUUGUUGGCUUCGUCCUUGCCAUGGUAGGCAUCAUGUCCUACGUCUGGGCGAUGCUGCCCUGGAGCUCCAGAGUGCUGUCGACCGUGACUAUCGGCUUGUCCGUCGUAUCCUCGGUUGUCGCGGUGCUCUUGCCUCAAAAUGUCAGCAUAUUAUCGCCGAGCCAUGUCGUCGACUCUUGAUCACACUUCGGCCGUCUUUAAGACGCCAUACUUGCAUUCCUGUAAUGACCCUAUAGUACUGCACCCUCUUCUAAUUGUAUGCAUGCAUGCUGGCAGAAACUAGAUAACAAAGUCGC